Molecule: messenger RNA, 870 nt
Organism: Teleopsis dalmanni
Lineage: Eukaryota; Metazoa; Arthropoda; Insecta; Diptera; Diopsidae
Product: peptidyl-prolyl cis-trans isomerase-like 3
Exons: 4
Coding region: 82-567 (161 amino acids)
Biological process (GO): protein peptidyl-prolyl isomerization
Cellular component (GO): catalytic step 2 spliceosome
Molecular function (GO): peptidyl-prolyl cis-trans isomerase activity
Source: RefSeq, a predicted model, not a curated record
GUUCCAGAUGGUGCCGGCUACUUUUUGAUUAUGUUCCAGUUUUGUUAUAAAUAAAUAAUAAUAAUUUAUAAUUUGCAUACGAUGUCUGUUACAUUACAUACUGACGUUGGCGAUAUAAAACUCGAAUUGUUUUGUGAGGAUUGUCCGAAGGCUUGUGAGAACUUCUUGGCACUAUGCGCCAGUGAUUAUUAUAAUGGUUGUGCAUUUAUUAGAAACAUCAAAGGCUUCAUCGUUCAAACUGGAGAUCCCACAAAUACUGGCAAAAAUGGACAGUCUAUUUGGGGUGAAAAAUUUGAAGACGAAUUUAAAGAAUCAUUGAAGCACUCAGAUCGAGGUAUGGUGUCGAUGGCAAAUAAUGGUCCAAAUGCAAACGCAAGUCAAUUUUUUAUAACUUAUGCGGCUCAACCAAAUUUAGAUCUCAAAUACACAUUAUUUGGCAGAGUAAUUGAUGGUUUUGAUGCAUUAGAUGAAUUGGAAAAACUUCCUGUGAAUCCUAAAAACUAUCGUCCACACAUUGAAAAAAAGAUUAAUGGAGUUACUAUACAUGCAAAUCCAAUCGCUGCGUGAACAAUAUAAUUCCCAAGUAAAACCCAAACCGACAUUUUAUAACUUAAUUAAUGAAGGCAAAUUAUCCUUAUUUAUAAUAAGUCAUGUUAAUAUUAAAUCAUUUAAAAUCUGUAAAACAAAACUAUUUGUUUUUUGCACUCCAACACGUGGCAAACACCAUAAGGUACAAACUAAGAAUAUAUGAGUUCAACUAUGUAUGUAAACUUUUAUAAUUCCACAUUAUUUUAUUUAUAAAUUUUAUGAGUUUUAUGUGCACAAUGAAUUCUUGUUGUAUUAAAAGUUUGCUCAUCAGUUAUAAUAAAA